UGUAAAUCAUCUGUCGACUGUGGCAACUCAGAGGCUCCUCCUCUCAUCCCCAGGAUAAAUACCUCGACCAAAUAGAAUUAGAAUUAGACAGGUCUCAGGAAUUACCUGGAACAAGAAGCUUGGUUAUACACUCACCAUGAUGCAGCUAUUGUUGUUGUGCGCCGUGUUAGGGGUGGUCCAGGCACUAGCUGAACCCAUAGUUACUGCUAACCCUGUGUCUACCCCUACCCCAUUGGCUACACCUGCCCCAUUGGCUACGCCUGACCUCGUGGCUACACGCUUACAAGGACAAGGACACGUUCACCAUCACAACAGUGGCCUCAGUAUCGGUCAUGGUGGCCAGUUUGGUAGGCCUGGUGGUCGGUUUGGUAGUCAUGGUAAUCUUGGUAGCCAUGGCAACCUUGGUGGGCGUGGCAGUCUAGGGAGUCUUGGGAAUCAUGGGAGCCAUGGCAGUAUUGGUGGUCAUGGUAGCCAUGGUAACCAUGGCAGACACAGCAACUUUGGUAGCCAUGGUAACUUUAGACGCCAUGGCAGCCAUGGAAGUAUUGGUGGCCUUGGUAGCCAUGGUAUCCAUGACAGCCACAGCAACUUUGGUAGCCAUGACAACUUUAGACGCCAUGGAAGUGUUGGUGCUCAUGGUAGCCACAGUAACUUGGGUAGCCAUGGCAACUUUGGUAGCCAUGGUAACCUUGCGAGCCAUGGCAGACUUGGUAGUCAUGAGCGUUUUGGUAGCCAGGGUAACCAGUUCGGCAGACCAGCGGGACAUUCUGUUGGACUGGGCAGUGUUGUCCCUGUUGACUUUGUUCGUGCCUCAGUCAUUAGUUAAAAAUAGUUCCCCUACACACCACUAGUAUAAGUGAACCAAAUACUACUAGUGCCCCAACACCACUAGUAAUAGCAUCCGCACACUACUAGUAUAACUAAAACAAACGCUACUAGUAUUAGAGUCCCCACUAAGACAAACACUUCUAGGAGAUUAUGAAUUAGACUUAUGUACAACAUCUGGGUAACUGUUUUGUAGACGUGUCGCCAACCAGUGGCUUUAUUAAUGUUCAGUACCGCAGUCUUGAUAAAUCUGAACCACUGGUAGCAAGACUACAGUACUGAACACCUGCUCCUUGACUGAGGGACUAAUUACCUUCUACCUCUUCAGUCUUCUGUAUUGCACAGAUGAAGUCACUGGUUGGCGAAAAGUCUACAGAAUAAAAAUACCCAUAUGUUACAUAUACGUCUAAUACAUCAUCUUCUCGGUAUUAUAUACCUCUGAUAUAUACUACUGUUAUAGACAGUGACUACAUACACCUUCCUCUGCAAUAUUAUAAUAUUCAUAUGUAAAACACUGACCCUUAUGAUCAUACAGAGCCUGGUGAAAAAAAACAAAUAGUAACAUGUGUUAAGUAGAAGAGAUGAGGGUAACUUGUGAUUCCUUAAAUCAAGAACAUAUAUAAACUUGGGAAUGGUUGGUUUUGAGAAGGCUUGCUGCAGUGUCUCCAUUCUUAUGUUUUCAUGUAAAUACAUCACUACCAUUGUGUUCUAGACCUAUGUAGACAUUGGUGGCCUGGUGGCUAAAGCUCUCACUUCACACACCGCGGGCCCGGGUUCGAUUCCCGGCGGGUGGAAAAAUUUCGAUGUGUUUCCUUGCACCUGUUGUCUUGUUCACCUAGGAGCAAAUAGGUACCUGGGUGUUAGUCGACUAGUGAAGGUCGCAUCCUGGGGGACAAGAUUUGAGGACCCAAAUGGAAUUGAGUUAGACUCCUCGAUGACGCACUGACUUUCUUAGGGUUAUCCUGGUCAGAAAACAUGACAAGUGUUCCUGACGCGGGUCUUAGAUGAUGAUCCACCACUGGAGUUCUUAGUCAUCUGACCGAGGCCUUCCACUGGCUUACCAGUCCACCACUUUAAAAACUGUUAAUAUAUUUACGUUAUUGUGGCACAAGUUACUGUUUUGUAUAUGAUGAAAUAUAUGAAUUAAUAUCACUG
Molecule: messenger RNA, 1980 nt
Organism: Cherax quadricarinatus
Lineage: Eukaryota; Metazoa; Arthropoda; Malacostraca; Decapoda; Parastacidae
Source: RefSeq, a predicted model, not a curated record